Rattus rattus (black rat) is the source of this 2762-nucleotide messenger RNA. RefSeq names its product GTP cyclohydrolase 1 (gene Gch1). The transcript is spliced from 6 exons. Gene Ontology annotation, molecular function: GTP cyclohydrolase I activity; zinc ion binding; GTP binding. The coding region runs from base 153 to 878 and encodes 241 amino acids. NCBI's taxonomy places the organism in Eukaryota, Metazoa, Chordata, Mammalia, Rodentia, Muridae. Gene Ontology annotation, biological process: tetrahydrofolate biosynthetic process; tetrahydrobiopterin biosynthetic process. The record is from RefSeq and is a predicted model, not a curated record. Gene Ontology annotation, cellular component: cytoplasm.
GGCUCCCCAGCUGGCGGCUGCCCUAGACUCCGAACCUCAUUCGGUGCUGAACUCCUGUCCCGGUGACAGCCACAGGUCACGGCCGCCAGCUAAGCCGAGCCGCAGCGCUUGGUAGCACCUUAGGCUGUCUCGGGAGCAAUCGCGCCGGGUCCAUGGAGAAGCCGCGGGGUGUAAGGUGCACCAAUGGGUUCCCCGAGCGGGAGCUGCCGCGGCCCGGGGCCAGCCGACCUGCCGAGAAGUCCCGGCCGCCCGAGGCCAAGGGCGCACAGCCAGCCGACGCCUGGAAGGCAGGGCGGCCCCGCAGCGAGGAGGAUAACGAGCUGAACCUCCCCAACCUGGCGGCCGCUUACUCGUCCAUCCUGCGCUCGCUGGGCGAGGACCCCCAGCGGCAGGGGCUGCUCAAGACGCCCUGGAGGGCGGCCACCGCCAUGCAGUUCUUCACCAAGGGAUACCAGGAGACCAUCUCAGAUGUCCUGAACGAUGCUAUAUUUGAUGAGGACCAUGACGAGAUGGUGAUUGUGAAGGACAUUGACAUGUUUUCCAUGUGUGAACAUCACCUUGUUCCAUUUGUGGGAAGGGUCCAUAUUGGUUAUCUUCCUAACAAGCAAGUCCUUGGUCUCAGCAAACUUGCCAGGAUUGUGGAAAUCUACAGCAGAAGACUACAAGUUCAAGAACGCCUUACCAAACAGAUUGCCGUGGCCAUCACAGAAGCCUUGCAGCCUGCUGGCGUCGGGGUAGUGAUUGAAGCAACACACAUGUGUAUGGUCAUGCGAGGUGUGCAGAAAAUGAACAGCAAGACUGUCACUAGCACCAUGCUAGGCGUGUUCCGGGAAGACCCAAAGACUCGGGAGGAGUUCCUCACACUCAUCAGGAGCUGAACUUCCGUGUGCGAGCACCGGUUUGCAGACCCCCGCUGAGGCCAGCGUUAUCUGUCUCGAUUGUACAUUCCAGUUUCAGUUGGUAUACUUGUCAACUUUAUUUCUCACCAUGAAUUGUAUUUAAUAAUUAUUUAUAGAGAUGUCAAAUAAAGGUGAUCAACUUAGGGGUGAGCUUCUGCUUCUUAGUGGCGGCGUCAAAGCGAACUGCCAGGAGUUUAGGUUUACACAGCGACUGCCACCAUUCAGAGUCCCCCGGGAUGCCGGGAAACUCAUGCGUUUGGUUGAGAUCGUAAUGGACUCAUUAGCAGAGGGCAUUGGACAUUCAAGGAGCUGUGGCCACUAGGCAGUUUCCCGCCUCCAGUGGGUAUAGCAGAACGUUGAAAUGCUAGAAAUAGGUGUACAGAGAGCCUUGCCCUCUCAUUCAGAGACCACAGACUUUAUUCUGUUUUGAUCGCAUAUGAGAAACUACCAGGGACAUUUUCUUCUUGAUAUAUUUAUUAACUGUCCAGCUAUGACACUCAUCUCUGAGGGAAGGUGGUGGGAUAUCUGUCUUUAAUUUUGCCGUGAGUUAAAAAGACACUUUUUUUUUUUUUUAACUUUCUAUAUUUUAGAAUUUGAAUAGCGGGAAUUCUUCCCUAUAGUAGUUUCCUUAGGUUUCUUCUCAUGUCGGCAUACAUGGAUUUAGAGGGUUGAAUCUUGUGCCUUGGUGAGAAUGUUGCACCAUUUGGAGUGCAUGGCACUUUGUCUAUCUUUUCGGACAGCCAUUAUUACUUCUUAAGUUUGUAAGUACCCACUCUGCACAUUUCCUGUUAGAAGUUCCUGGGCGUUUACUUUGUCUAUUCCAAGAUACUUCAAAGCAUUUCAGAAACUCGUAUGAAGUAUUUUUGUAAUUAUUUCCGGGAUCUUUUAGAACUGCCUCUCGGUCAGCUCUGCAGACCCCCAGCUCCUUUGAACUACAAGGAGCGUGGGAUGGUGAGGGAGGCCGGGGAGCUGUGCCCCACUCUUAUGGCCACACCAUGCUGUAGCUGUUGGUGUCUGAGAAGAUACACUGGGGACUUCAGCCUAGUUCCCUUCUUGUUGGUGUGUGUCUUGUCUUCAGUACAAGUGUGUCCAGAACUAUCCUGGAAGUGUGACUUAUUAUCAUUUACUUUAAAUGUCCUCCACCGGGGCAGCGAGGGCCAAGUUAAAUCACAGCAUUCUUGCUCCCCCUGCACAAACAGGGUCAUAGCUGUUCCAAAGAAGAGCUCUCCCUCUGGCUGACAUAGUGCACUUGAAAUGUAUUCCUGUGGUCCUUUCUGCCACUUAGACUCACCAACUUAUGAUGAAGCAAGAGCGGGUCUUAAUUUUAUUAUUUUUUUAGCCUCUACCCUUUCCUAGUACUUUCUAUAUUUAGAGUUUCCAAAGUAGAGCCAGGUUGAUUUUGCAUUUCCUUUGAAAUCUAACCUGAUAGCAGUGUUAGCCCGAGCCCAAUUUGCUAUUUAGACAUUUCUAGUAGAAUGCCAAGUACUUAACCCACGUUUGGUGUUUUAAAGUGAAACAAAAUCAGACCAGUGUGACUUGAUUUAGAGGACCAAAGAAAUUGUUAGAUAUGCCUUCAUCUUUUUUGGGGUGGACAUUUGGGGUGGGUCAUUCUCUAGAAUGACAAAUGCCUGGCUGCGUUCUCAUCAGUGUGUGUGUAUGUGUAGGGUCGUCUGUCUCAGUCUGGUCUGUAACACUUCAAAGCUACCCGUUCACAUCCACGACGACGCUGAGCCCAUCUGGGGAGUUUUUAAGAAUUUGAUGUAUUUAAAUAUACUGUUUAAUUACACUGUUUGGAUUCACUGUAUGUGUCUGUGUGUUAUUGAAGUUGGUUCUAUUUAAAUGAUUAAAGUAUUUUAAUUUUGA